UUCAAGUUUGACCAACAGUUUUAAGCAAGUUUUUACCCCCUACAGAAAGCUGUGUAUUGACGAGUCCCUGAUGUUGUGGAAAGGGCGGCUUUCUUUUCGGCAAUUUAUUCCCUCCAAACGUUCCCGAUUUGGCAUUAAAUUUUUUCUGCUUUGUGAUGUACGUACUGGAUACCUUCUGGAUAUGAUUGUGUACACGGGCUCCUCCUCAGACAUCCAACUCGUUCCUGGCCUUGGGGUGACUGGGUCAGUGGUGACGACCCUACUCAGGCCAUUUCUGGGGAGGGGCCAUGCCCUCUACGUGGACAAUUGGUAUACCAGUCCGGUGCUUUUCCUCCAUCUUUUUAAACAUAAAACAGGGGCCUGUGGCACUGUGAGGAAAGGGAGGAAGGGGCUGCCUGUCUUCAAAAAUAAAAUGAAGAAGGGGGAGGUGGACUACAGAAAGGCAGGACAGCUUCUGGCCCUGAAGUGGCACGACAAGAGAGAUGUCCACCUUCUGUCCACGAUGAGUAAGGCAACCGUGGUGGACACAGGCAGGGUGGACUAUACUGGAGCUCCGAAAAUAAAGCCCUCUUGUGUGAUGGAGUACAAUGGCAGCAUGGGUGCAGUGGACAGGUUUGACAUGAAAAACAGUUUUGUUGACUGUACACGGAAGACUCUGAAGUGGUACAAAAAAGUGUUUUUUCAUCUGGUGGACUGUGCCAUCCACAAUGCACAAAUCGUUCACCAGCAGCUGACAGGAAGGGUCUCUCCCUCCCAAGUGUUCAGGCGUGAGCUGAUGAGGCAGCUUCUGGAGAAGUACCACUGCCCCCGGAAUGCUCCAACUGCUGGCCGCCUGUCUUUGGACAAUCCCCUUAGACUGACUGGGCGGCACUUUCCACGUGAAGUGCCGAAGACCACUGCCCAGGGUGAUAGCACUAGGAGGCAGUGCAAAGUGUGUCUUCACACCACAAGGCGGCCCAGGCAGAGGAAGAUGACACGAAUCUUCUGUGCACCUUGUGACGCCGCAUUGUGUGCCUUCCCUUGUUUCGAGGAGUAUCACACCCUAAAAUUAUAUUAA
Molecule: messenger RNA, 1057 nt
Organism: Engraulis encrasicolus (European anchovy)
Lineage: Eukaryota; Metazoa; Chordata; Actinopteri; Clupeiformes; Engraulidae
Product: piggyBac transposable element-derived protein 4-like
Exons: 1
Coding region: 71-1057 (328 amino acids)
Source: RefSeq, a predicted model, not a curated record